CGAGCCGUAGAGCGGAGGAGCGGGUCAGUCUCGGCCCGACGUCUCGACAUGCCGCGCUCGUUCCUGGUCAAGAGGAAGCAGUCGGCCUGCGCCGGGUGGCAGUGGAAGGAACCCGAGCCCUGCUUCGGUCCAAACACAGUGUCUGUACAGAGUCCCAGUGCUGAUCUGGAGUCAGUGUCUGAGUGCGCUCAUGACAUCCACAAACACACACCUGCUUCUGCUCCCGCUGCUCUGGAGCGUCACAGGGAGGAUUAUGGGAUAGAGAGAGUUCAGCCGUCUCAGAGCAGCCUUUCUCCUCCUCCUGCACUGGCCUGCAAGGCGCGUGAAUCCGGCGGCUCGUCUGAGUUCCUGUGCUCCGUGUGUCACAAAGUGUUUCCACUGCAGCGCAUGCUGACGCGUCACCUCAAGUGCCACAGCCUGAUCAAGAGACACCCGUGCAGGUUCUGCGGGAAAGGCUUCAACGACACCUUCGACCUGAAGAGACACAUGAGAACACACACCGGUAUCCGUCCGUACCGCUGUGAUCUGUGUGAGAAAGCGUUCACGCAGCGCUGCUCUCUGGAGUCUCACCUGCGGAAGAUCCACGGCGUGCGGCAGCAGUACGCGUACCGUCAGCGGCGCUCCAAGAUCUUCGUGUGCGAGGACUGCGGCUUCACCUCCAGCCGGCCGGACGAGUACUUCCUCCACGUCAGACAGCAGCACCCGAGCAGCCCGGCGCUGCGCCGCUACUACCGCAAACACAUGCUGGAGAGCCCGUCGCAGCACAGCAUCGCCCCCUUCAUGCUGUAUCCUGCCUCAGGACUCUACAUGUGA
Messenger RNA from Labeo rohita (rohu), 813 nucleotides. RefSeq lists its product as uncharacterized. The transcript has 4 exons. Bases 49 to 813 code for a protein of 254 amino acids. Gene Ontology annotation, molecular function: DNA-binding transcription factor activity, RNA polymerase II-specific; RNA polymerase II cis-regulatory region sequence-specific DNA binding. Gene Ontology annotation, biological process: epidermal cell differentiation; regulation of transcription by RNA polymerase II. The record is from RefSeq and is a predicted model, not a curated record. Gene Ontology annotation, cellular component: nucleus. Lineage: Eukaryota; Metazoa; Chordata; Actinopteri; Cypriniformes; Cyprinidae.